UGCGGUUGGGGACCCCAGACUCUGGAGAUGGUGACGUUCCCCUCUGGUCAUGGCUGGUUCCUCGCCCUGCCAGGGCAGGACUGUUCUCUAUUUGCUUCAAGAACUGCUUUCCUGUAGUCACUCUGCAUCCCUCUGGGGUGAUCGCAGGGGUCUGUCAACCCAUCUUACAAAACCGAGCCUGAACCAGCCCCCACCUCUGAGUUUCCCCAGACUGUGGGGAGGUUUGGGUCCAGAUUUGUGGCUGGCACCUGUGUGCGUACUGGGCUGAACCCAAACCUAGAUCUAGACACCCCUGAGCCUGGAGAAAGUUCAGAUCCAGAUCUGAUCAUGGCAACAUGGCCCAGUCUCUGGCUUUUCAGGGAAGUUCUGGGCUAGAGCUAUUGCAGGACGAUGAGGGUUUUUUUACCCCUUAUAGGGACUUGCUUAAGAUGCUUGACAUGGAAACAUUACCAAUGGCCUCUGUUAAGGAGCAGCUUUAGUGCAUCUGUCUCAAACCAUUAGACACUGAACCAUCUUCCUAACACAUUGCUUCUCCUUGGGCUUCAGGUUCAGUGUUCAUCAAACGCAUUUAAAAUCUAUUUUUAUAUUCUGUACUUAAUGUGUGUGAUAUCCUUUCACUUAGUCCAGAACUGUUAAUUCAUAUGGGAUGUUUCUCCCUCACACUUGCAUCCAGAUACACUAGUAUCAUGAUAUAUGCUUUCAUGUUCUUAGGAUUUUAAGUUUGUGGUGUAUGUUUGUUCUUGUUUCUCAGUGAUUGCCAAUAAUUGUCUAAAAACAAAGCCGUAUAGGGAAGUUUGCAUUACUGUUGCCCAACCUUUAGUCAUUAUACAUAAUCUGUACAUUAUACAUAGAGGACUUCGUUUCAAGUGUUAUCAAGCUAAUACCUUUGUGAGCAUUAAAAAUGGGUUUGGACUGGAUCGGUUUUGGCUAUGCAGCAUUGGUUACAUCAGGUGGAAUAAUUGGCUAUGCAAAAGCAGGUAGUGUCCCAUCUCUAGCUGCUGGUCUUCUCUUCGGGAGCUUAGCUGGACUGGGUGCUUACCAGCUGUCUCAGAAUCCAAAAAAUGUGUGGCUUUCUCUGAUUGCAUCUGGAACACUGACUGGAGUUAUGGGAAUGAGAUUUUACAACUCUGGAAAAGUCAUGCCUGCAGGUCUAAUUGCUGGUGCCAGUCUGCUAAUGGUUGGGAGACUUGGAUUGAAGAUGAUUGAAAAGCCCCAUGACCCAUAAUGGUGAACGUCAUGUGACUUAAUGUGUCAAUAGGAAGCCUGAAAAUUCAGCUGCCUGAAUGUACAGAGAGUACACAACUGUUCUUACAUCAAAUAAUUUUUUUCUUUUUUUUUUUUCUAAGAUUGGGGGGAAAUUGAUGGGAUGGAUGGGUGUUAAGUAUACAAAAUGUCAUUGUUUCAGCAGUCAAUAUUUAUCCCUACUUUGUCCUGAGAAGUUGGGUUAGUGUUAAUUUAAAUUUCUCCUAAUACAUCUUUCAUUAACCACUCCCAUUUUGAGCAGUCCAAAAAAAAUAUAUAUAUAGACAACAUACGAGGGAGAGAGGGAACUGGCGCCUAACGUCAUGAUAAAGAAAAUUCCCACUCUGGGCCAACAGGAGUACUUGGUCAAAUACAAUAUAAAUAUAUAUGGUUACUCUGCAUGCAAACUAUCAGAAUGCUUUACCUGACUGCAGUUUGGCUGUAAGAAUGUGUCUAACACCAGCUGAAUAUUUUAUUGCAAAAUUAUGUUGAGCAAAAUGUCAUUUAAAGGAGAUUGAUUUUUAUACUAAUAAAAACUGAGAACGUAUAUUGCAAAACUAUUUCCUUUAUUGGGCAAGUCUGGGUUGGGGCUAGUUUGUGCCCUUCCUGUGGCUUACCUUUUCUUUUCUUAAGGAAAUCUUUUCAGUGUACUGUUCUCCAUAUGCAGUCUUUGAUCAUGUAAAGAAAGAUAACUCUUAAAUGGAGGGGAAGAAGACAGAAUUAAGUAUGUACAUUGUGUUAAUACUGCAUUAAAGACUCUUUAAAGAAGAAA
Chrysemys picta bellii (western painted turtle) is the source of this 2014-nucleotide messenger RNA. It is a transcript of the gene TMEM14C, whose product is annotated as transmembrane protein 14C. The record is from RefSeq and is a predicted model, not a curated record. Gene Ontology annotation, cellular component: mitochondrial membrane. Lineage: Eukaryota; Metazoa; Chordata; Testudines; Emydidae. Gene Ontology annotation, biological process: regulation of heme biosynthetic process.